Messenger RNA from Athalia rosae (coleseed sawfly), 1164 nucleotides. Its product is annotated as MKRN2 opposite strand protein. Lineage: Eukaryota; Metazoa; Arthropoda; Insecta; Hymenoptera; Athaliidae. The coding region runs from base 332 to 937 and encodes 201 amino acids. The transcript has a single exon. The record is from RefSeq and is a predicted model, not a curated record.
AGCAGACAGCAGACUACGUUUUUUAACAAUAUACUCUUGACAAUGCUUCUGAAUUUUUAGCUGUAGUUUUUCUUUUUAUUGAAGAUUCGAACUGUGAGUACAGUGUCUAGAGUAGUGAAUGCGUGAUGAAUAAUUUUAUAUGACACAUAUUAUUUGAACCUGGAUGCUGAUCGCCCCGAUAUUAUUAAUGUCCAAAAAACAACCUGAACUAUCCUCAGCUAACCUCAAUCUUACCUGACCUGUCCUAUCUUGUUUGGAUUUGAUCUCAUCGACUAGACAUAAUAAUCCGAUUUUUAGAACAGUUUUUGAAACUCGAAGAAAGUUAGGUUUCAUGGAUUCCGAAGCUUGUGUAAUCUGUUUUAAACACUGCUGUUCGAGAGCUAUAUUCUGUAAACAAGUACCAGAUGAUUGUCCUCUCUGCAACUCAGCGAUAGCUGAUUAUGAAUUAGAACCUUUUAGAUUACCAUAUCCCUUUACUAAGGCAAAAGAAUCCCCAGUUACAGUCGUAAUAAGACCAUCGAUUGGGAAUUUUUUGAAUGAUUAUAAUGUCACUGAUGACUUACAUAUAGGAAUUGUAGAUUCUGAAGGUUUUGUAUGGGAGUUUGAUACCCCUGGGUUAAUAAAAGACGAUUUUUUAAAUUGGGAAAACUGCUUGGCAUUUAAAAUUGUUCCUCAGUCCUGGACAGACCACUGGGAUCAGAUUUUGAGAAGGACUUGUAACAAUAGAAAAUGGUCAUCGAUAAACUAUAGGGAAGAUACAUUAAACUGCUUUGAUUUUGUACUCGAAUUUCUAAAGGCAUUAAAAUUUGAAGACCUAGUGUUCUUUAGUAAAGAAGAAUUCUGCCAACAAUUUAUUAUUCCAAAAAUUCAAGAUGCUCUGAAGUUUAUCACUAUCUACAGAAAGCUCAGAGAUGCUGAUUACUUUGUAGCUAGCUAAUAGUAUUAGUGUUACAAAUUUUGUAACUCUGAAGAAUUAUCUGGGAAGGAGGGCCUUUUUUAUAAUCACUAUGGGAACUAAUCUCUACCUUAUUCUGAUAUUCCAGAGAUCUCCCAAAAGAUCCCUUCAAUUUUCACUACCCUGAAUUAAGUUCUGCUAAUAGACUCUUGCAAACUACAAAUAGUGAAUCUGUGGCAAGAAAUCAAUGGACAAUGUCUAUUUCUCAG